CUCGUACGAUACGAUAAUGGUCCUAACAGUGCAUGCAACUCGCCAAUCGUCAUCGUCUUAUCUAAUAUCCAGAAUUAUCUUCUACCCUCUCUUCUCUCUAAAAAGUAAAAUAUUAUUUUCUUUGUAAAAUCAUCAUAACAAAACAUUCCAAGAACUAAGCUACAAUCUACACUUUUACAGGCAUUCUGCCUUGAGAAGACUCUCUGGUAUGUUUUAAGGAUCUCUUGUAAUUUUCCUGAUUUUCGGUUUUAUAUUGUUUUGGGGCUAAAGGGCUCGAACAUGGAUAAUCAUCAAUUUAUGGUCAAUUAUAGAACAAUAGGCCGACAUAGACAAGCAGCAGUUGGGUUUGUUUAAAAUUUAACAAUUAUCUGAUAAAAAGUUCUGUUUUAGUUCAACAAGAAUUGAUUAUUUGUGUUAGAACUUGGAAAAUCUACCGUAUGAGACUGAGAGAAUAAAAAAAGAAGAAGCCAUUUAGUAGAGUUUGUGUUUCUGUGUUAGCUUCAACAAGAUCAUUGCGUUUUUCUUUUUUCUUUUUCGGGGAUUUUAAGAAUCUAUUUCCUAGGGGUUUCUGUUAUCAAAUUCUGACUAUUUCUUCUACUAAUUUUCCCUAUUUUUAGUCACCAACCUUUCUUCUUGCUCAGCCACUGGUCUUUUGUUAAUUCUUUUUCAUUAUUAGCCUGUUUAGCCUCUCUCUGGUUUUGACAAACCAUGAGGCCAAACGCUGUCACAUCCAGUGUAGAAUUUCCAAACCAUGUCCUUCAAGCCUUCAGUCCUUCAGUCCAAUCCUCCCUCUUUUUCCCCUCUUCUUCUAUCAAAAGAUGCGAAAGGGUUCAAUUUUUCAAUCCUUUCAUGUCUAGAAAUUUCUUCAAGUCUCGUUUUUUUGAGAAGACUCUCUCAAGAAGCCAUACAAUUACGAUUACGCGAUCUUGCUGUUCAAAUUUGGAUAAAAUUUUUCACGAAGAUCGGUUAGGCAAAGGAUUUGGUGUAUGGGUUGGUGGAGAGAACGAAGGACAUCAAGGAACCAAGCGGCAUUGUACAAUCCCGGAAAGAAACUCUUUUGAUAAUGAAUUUGGAAUGGAUGGAAAUUCGUUUUCCCCAUCUCAAUUUUAUUUCUUGGAGCCUAUGAUGCUCGGUAUAAGGCCAGAUCCACCGGUUUGGCCAGAACGGGAGGCUGUUUUACGGGCAAUUAUUGAACACAAGGCAAAGAGUUUUGAUCUCCCCGUAUCCUUGAGGAUGAUAAAGAAGAAAUUGCGAGGGGAUGAGGGCUUUAUGGAUUCUAGAGAGUCAGCAGUGAAAAAGGCAUUCACUUCAAUGGUAAGCAUCAUAGUUGAGUUACAGAGCUAUGCAUUAGGGAUGAGAGAAGAGUUAUGCCUUGAAGAUUUAGAGAUGAUUAAGGGUAAGGUCCAGAAAGAAAUGCAUUCAUCAUUUGUAUGGCUGUUUCAUCAAGUUUUGUCAAGAACGCCAUCUUUGAUGAUUUAUGUAAUGGUCGUUUUAGCAAAUUUUAGUGUCUACUCUGCUUCCCAUAAUGUUUCUUUUGCGGCACCCUGUGGAUUAUUAAUUGAAGAAAAACAAACUGGACAUUAUCCACGAAUUGAAUCAUCAAUAGAGACAAUUUUGGUUAAGGAAGAUAGAUAUGUAGGAAACAUUGGUGGAAAGAUGGAAAUUGGCAAUUCACCAGGGAGCAGUGAGCAGGAUUUGAGAAGUGCAGAAGAGGAGAACUUGUGGGAUUCCGUGGUGGAUGAAGCAACAAAGAUGCAAUCGAGUUUGAAUGAUGAAGUUCUUGAUCACGACAUGGUGCAACAUUUUGUUUCCCCGGUGUUUGUGCAGCUCGAAUCUGAUGAAUAUGUGGACUAUCUUAGGACUGAUCUUUUAUACCAGAUGCACUUGUCUAGGGAGCCAAAUAAUCCACUUCUGCUUUGCAACUAUGCUCAAUUCUUGCACGUUGUUGCACAUGAUUAUGCAAGGUCCGAGGAGUGCUACAAGCGGGCAGUUCAAGUGUUACCACCAUAUGCAGAGUCCCUGAGCCAGUACGCCAACUUUUUAUGGACAGUAAGGAGGGACUUCUGGGGAGCAGAAGAAAGAUUUCUUCAAGCGUUGGCUGCUGAGCCUGAUAAUUCUUAUUAUGCUUCUAGAUAUGCCAAUUUCUUGUGGAGCACUGGCGGGGAAGAAACCUGUUUUUCCUCUCGACAAUUCCCAUAGCAGCACAAGAAGUUCAAACUUGUAGAGAAAUGGUGUAGCGGACGGCCUGGUUAUCAUAACAUCGUA
This is a messenger RNA of Olea europaea var. sylvestris, 2265 nucleotides long. RefSeq lists its product as uncharacterized. The record is from RefSeq and is a predicted model, not a curated record. Gene Ontology annotation, molecular function: protein binding. The transcript has 2 exons. Bases 709 to 2199 code for a protein of 496 amino acids. Lineage: Eukaryota; Viridiplantae; Streptophyta; Magnoliopsida; Lamiales; Oleaceae.